AUGAGCCACCUCUUACUUCUUCGUCUUCUGUUUCUUACCGGCACCAUUUGCCAGGCGAGGCUUAUCAAUUCAGAAGUUGUUAAGGAUGUAUCAGUCUAUCUCUGCUCCCAUAUCUCAACGUAUUCUCAUGCCAAUAUGAAUUUCUUUUCCUAUCCGGUACAGUUUUGCGUCACACUUCGAUCAGACAAGGGAAUACGAGAAGAAAUCAAGGAUCUCCAAUCAACAACCUCUCUACAAAGCCGAGUUUCGAUAUCCUGGCGACAGUUGGCAACUGCCAAUUCGUGCAGAUUAACAUUUAAAGGAUACCAAACAGAGUAUCGAAUAUCUCCAGAUCUUGGUGGUUAUGAGACUUGUCAGACAUCUAUUUCGAGACAUUUAUUCAAACUAUCUCAAGGAAUGAAUUUGGGAAUCGAGCAUCAGAAAAGAAUCGAGUUCAAUUCCACAAAUCAGGAUUGUCCUAUUCUUAAUGUACCAACUGUGUAUCCAGAAUACGUGUCUUGCAAAUUUACUUCCAAUGAGUGGUAUCAAAUAGAAUGGAAGUCUACAAUCCGAUAUGAGACAUUCAGGAACGGGGAAUAUGGAACUUAUUGGGCAAACGACACUCAAAACUUUAUUGUUAAAAUGAGUGAAGAAAUGAGAAGAAAUGGAUCAGAACAUGUUUGGCUGAAAAGGCUUUUAAAAUUGGAAUCAAGGUUGGAAGGAUGUGAUGCCACAAAACUAUUAAUCCGAUUUGCUGAUGAUUGGACAUAUUCAGCAAACAGUGUAAGCUUGAGCUACAGAAUAUUUGAAGGAUCCACAAAAAUCCACUCGGAUCAUAUUGGGACGUUUAACGUUGAAGGAUGGAAGGAACUGAAUAUUCCAUUGAAACGGAUUCCCGGUGAUCAUGAGAUUUGUGCUCAGGUACUACAUAGAUUUAUCCAUGUUCUCGGAUUGAAAUUUUCAGCUUCUGAAUCCAGCAGUCUCCCGCCACUACGUUUGUUCCAGAAUCGUCGAUGCACUUGA
This is a messenger RNA of Caenorhabditis briggsae, 1002 nucleotides long. The coding region runs from base 1 to 1002 and encodes 333 amino acids. The transcript is spliced from 6 exons. Lineage: Eukaryota; Metazoa; Nematoda; Chromadorea; Rhabditida; Rhabditidae. The record is from RefSeq and is a predicted model, not a curated record.